AUGGAAACUGCGGAGCCUUUCAGAAAUUUCUCUCCAAAGGAAUUUUUGAAAAAUCGCUUCUCCCCAUUGGUUGUAACUUUUGUUGACCCAGAUGCAGAUAAGAUUAUUAAGAAUGCAGGAUUUUCAUUUGUAGAUCUUACUGCAGCAAUUGGUGCACAGCUUCCAAAUCCUAUCAGAAUUGUUCCUGCAGAAAGGGUGAUGACCUGGCGUCAAGAAGACUUCCUAGCUAAAGUCGUUCAAGAUACAACCGCAUAUGGCAAGUGUUUUACAGAGAAAGAGUUCGAAGACAAGGAUGAAGUUAAGCUAGAGUUUUCACCAGAUUACGGUGUUCUCAAAAAUAAGAUUUAUUUCCCUUCAUUUGAAUCGGCAUUCCCUCCAUGGUACAAGCGCAUGCUAUUUAACUUGUGUGCAUCCAUUAGAUAUUCAGAAUUCGAAUUCUACGACUUACCACAAACGAUAUUAUACGUGAUUUCCCCAGGAUUAGCUGCGAUGUCUGCAGAAGAGCUUAGAAGGCUUAUCAGCUUCCCAGAAUGGAUGAAAGAAUUCUUAACAACAAUUCCAAUCGUUAAAGUUGUCGUUUAUGAUACCUUGAUUAGUCGUGAAAUUCCAAAAGAAUUAACUUCAGGAAGAGGUUCCUUCGAAGAGGUCAUUGGAUUCCCAUUCAGAACGAGAACAAAUAAAUCGCCAGAUGGACCUGAUAUGAUUACAGCUCGAAAUCUUUUCAGAUAUGACGGACAUAUUUUAAAUGAUCCGAGAUUCUGUAAUAAUUUGACAGAUACGGACUUCGCAAACGCUAAAUCUGCCGUCCAGAAGAUUUAUGAGAACGUAGAAAGGUACAUAAAGCGUACAAUUUCAGCAAGAAUGUUCGAAAUUGAAGAAAACAAUAAAUUCUCAAAUUCUGUUAAGAAUUUCUUCAAAUCUAAGAACGCAGCACCAGAAAGAGUCACAAGAGUCCUUCAAAUCCCUUGGAAGAAAAUUAUUUAUUCUCAACUUGCAGCAUUAUUCUUUAUUACAGGCAAAUACGCAGAUGCUCAAAAGAACUACGAUCUCUUCAUCAAAAAUCUCGAUAAUCUUCCUGUUUUACGCGCAAAUGCUCAUUUUAUGAUUGCGCUUUCACAUUUAGUUCUUCCUCUUCAAGGAACUCAACAUUUCAAGCGAGAUAUAUCCGAACUAUUACAUUACAUCGGCUCUACAAACAACUUAAGAUUAAUUUUAUAUUUCCCCUUGAUUUGUACCGAGAUCCAUGCUGCUCUUGGUGAAGAAGAGCUUGCUCUAACCCUCAUCAAGAAGUCCUACGACAUAAUUCGUAAGCUUUGGCAAGGAACAUCGCCAAAUAAGAUUCUUGUCUUAGCUCUGAUCCACGAACGCUAUGCCGGACUCACCAGGAACGACCACAAGUCAUGGAGCCUCACAUCCAACGCCUUAGCUCUUUAUAAACAAUGUAAUCAGUUCGGACAUGCGCUAAGAUGUGCAAUUUGGCUCAUGAAAGUACUUCCGAAAGAGUCAUGGCCACUUAUGUACCAAACCGUUUGGCUCGACAAAACCGUUUCUCUAUUCAAUCUCGGUCAAGGCGCGAGAUCUUUAGGGGAAUGCAAGGAAUUGCUUUCCCUCCGCAACCUUCAGCCAUGGCUUCACGAGAAGACCAUUUCCCAGUUCUUUGCUCCUUACAACGACCCUUCAAUGUCAAAAAGUAUCUUAAAUAUCCAUAUUAACCCAUUAGUUGAGGUCAAAAAGCUCCGUAUGAUUGAUCCCAGCACCCCAGAGUUCUUCGGUUUCGACACAACUACCUUCGACGACCUUGAAAAAGAUGUCGAUGACUGGCAUAUGGUCAGAAUCGACCGUAGCUACACUAAAUCGAUCGACAAUUGGGAUAUGGCUGUUCCUACCAAGUCGAAGAAGAUGAUUGGCAUAGGCCAACAGGUGUAUUUCGUAAUUACAUUGUAUAAUCGUUACAAAUUCACCGUCCACCUCGACCAUUCCGUUCUGGUUCCAGAGUACCAAGGCGACGCCACCGAAAACAUCUUCGAUAUCGACGAAGUAAACAAUAAAGAUAUCCGAGCUUAUAAUUCAAGCGACAUCAAGUACGGAUUCACUCCACACGCGGAGGGAUCGUUCAAAAUAGCCAAGUUCUCGAAGAAUUACUGGGGAUACGUUGAAACAGAGAUCGAAUGCGGUCCAAUUACUUUCAACGUCAUCCACGAUUAUCCAACAGUUAAUUUAACCAUCGAGGACUUACCAGAGAACGUCAUCGCGUGGCAGUGCAUCAAAUUCAACGCUUGCGUCGAGAACAAAGGCAAAACACUCAUAAAAUACUUUUCAAUUGCUUUUGAUCACCCCCAUUCAAUUACUUAUGAAGGGGGAACCGACCAAAUAGGGGAAUCCUCAGUAAUUACGAUAAAUCAAGAGAUCGAGCCCGGCCAAACCUGCAGAGUUCCAUUGAUUUUCAGAGCUACGAAACUGAAUUUGAACGAAUUCCAUUUCAUUGUCAGUAUAAUGAACCACAAAUGCGCAUUUGCACUUGCAAAAGUGAAUGUUUCUCCUGCAGCGAAGAUAGAAGCGACCGCCUUCAAGCGCCAGAACGAUUCAGGUGGACACGCAAUACAAAUGACAAUAACUCCUUUGAUUGAUGGAUUUAAAUUGUAUGGUUUCAUGUCAAAGAACGGAAAACUUGUCAAAACAUUGGCGAUCAACAAAGAACAGUUGAAAGCAAAUGUUCCUGAAUCAGUUGUCUGUUUCCCUGCAGAUGAGUUGGACGAAGAAGUUGAAAAAUGGAGAGUGGAAAUGAUGGGAAAUUCUCCUUUGGCGGUUUUAUUCAAAAUCGGUGAAACAGAAAACUGCCUUUUAGCACAGAAAAACAUCAACUUCAACUACAUCAAGAAACCGUUCAGAUUCAUAUUGGACUGCCACUCACACAUGGAGAGGAAGAAGGGAGAGAUAAUGAAGGUGUUCGUGAGAGCAGAGAAUUUGGAAAAUGAAGUGAUGAUUAGUCCUCUUCCAAUUGUUUACGUAUGCAGGGAUAGAGUUGGUCCUACUCCGUGCAGAUUUGUUGGAGUCACAAAGGUUGUUUUGUCUAAGGAAAAUAAUUAUUCGGCUGAGUUUAGCUGCGUGGCUUUCAAGUCCGGAAUUUACAGGAUUCCAGGAAUCUCAUUCUCUGGAAUUAAUAACCAUGAUUCUGGAACUGUAACUAUACAACAGGAUUUCAGAGUUACUAUUAUUUGA
Messenger RNA from Trichomonas vaginalis G3, 3219 nucleotides. RefSeq names its product transport protein TRAPP family. Gene Ontology annotation, cellular component: cytoplasmic vesicle; phagophore assembly site; TRAPPIII protein complex. Bases 1 to 3219 code for a protein of 1072 amino acids. The record is from RefSeq and is a predicted model, not a curated record. NCBI's taxonomy places the organism in Eukaryota, Parabasalia, Trichomonadida, Trichomonadidae. Gene Ontology annotation, biological process: endoplasmic reticulum to Golgi vesicle-mediated transport; protein localization to phagophore assembly site. The transcript has a single exon.